Messenger RNA from Paramisgurnus dabryanus, 5650 nucleotides. RefSeq names its product protocadherin 10a (gene pcdh10a). Gene Ontology annotation, biological process: homophilic cell-cell adhesion. Lineage: Eukaryota; Metazoa; Chordata; Actinopteri; Cypriniformes; Cobitidae. The record is from RefSeq and is a predicted model, not a curated record. Gene Ontology annotation, molecular function: calcium ion binding. Gene Ontology annotation, cellular component: plasma membrane.
UCUUUGCAGAAGUCGACAAGGAGACAUCCAUGGAUUUCUAAGCAUCCUGUACAUAUUGGGGACCACAAGAAAACUACGUGUAGAAAGUGUUAUCUAUAUGCAGUAGUUCGCAUUUGAGGAUUUUUAUGUUUUUGUUCAAGAGGAACUGACUGGUUCAUGUACCGGGCAAAAUAGUUUUGGAAAGAUUUGGCUCCCCAUUAUUAAGGAUUGGGUCAUCUGUAGAUUCUGCAAUGUCUUGUUCUGACGCACGGACUACUACAUCGCGCACUCCUUGAGAUAUCAAAUGGCUAUGGACUUUGCGCGUAUGGCGACAUGGUUUCAGGCUGACAUACCACACAGGAGCCUUCUUGUUCAUUUGGAAAGUUACACAUCGCAUAUGUAUUUUUGGACAAAGGCAAUGGGUAAUUCCUAAGCCGAGAUCGGAGAAGAAACUGGGCACAGACAGACACGGAGAGAGCGAGCGAGAGGGAAUAGAGAGGAGCGCACUUGUUGUUUGGAAAUGAUUUUGAUAUUUCUCUUUUUCUCGAUCUUGGAUGGAGGGUUAUCGCAGCUGCACUUCUCGGUUCCGGAGGAGCAGGAGCGCGGGACGGUCGUGGGAAAUAUCGCCGAAGAUCUGGGGUUGGACAUUACCAAACUUUCCGCGCGCCGUUUCCAGACCGUGCCGAGCUCGCGCACUCCGUACCUGGAGGUAAACUUGGAAAACGGCGCGCUGGUGGUGAACGAGCGCAUCGACAGAGAGGAGAUAUGUCGCCAGACCGUUCCGUGCCUCCUGCACCUCGAAGUGUUUUUGGAGAACCCGCUGGAACUGUUCCGCGUCGAGAUCGAGGUGAUGGAUAUAAACGACAAUCCGCCGAGUUUUCCAGAGACGGACAUCACAGUGGAGAUCACCGAGAGCGCCACGCCGGGCACCCGGUUCCCGGUGGAGAAUGCCUUUGACCCAGAUGUAGGGACUAAUGCCCUGAGCACCUACGCCAUCACCACCAACAACUACUUUUACUUGGACGUACAGACGCAGGGCGAUGGCAACCGAUUCGCGGAGCUCGUGCUGGAUAAACCCUUGGACCGGGAGCAGCAGGCGGUGCAUAGGUACGUGCUCACUGCCGUGGACGGAGGGCAACCUCAAAGGACCGGUACCGCAUUGCUGGUGGUUAAAGUGCUGGACUCAAACGACAACGCGCCCACGUUCGACCAAUCCGUUUACUCCGUGAGCUUGCGUGAGAACUCUCCUGUUGGCACGCUCGUUAUCCAACUGAACGCCACCGACAUGGACGAGGGCCAAAACGGAGAGAUUGUUUACUCGCUAAGUAGUCACAAUCCCCCGCGCAUUCGGGAUCUGUUUAACAUUGACUCGCGCACCGGGAGGAUCGAAGUGACCGGUGAGGUGGAUUACGAGGAGAGCAGCACGCAUCAAAUCUACGUGCAGGCGAAAGACAUGGGAGCGAACGCCGUGCCCGCGCACUGCAAAGUUUUGGUUAAGCUGAUAGACGUGAACGACAACACGCCGGAGAUCAGUUUCAGCACCGUCACAGACUCGGUGAGCGAGCAGGCUGUCCCGGGCACGGUGAUCGCGCUAUUGAGCGUGACAGACCGCGACUCCGGUGAGAACGGACAGAUGACUUGCGAGUUGCACGGCGAGGUGCCGUUCAAGCUCAAAUCGUCUUUUAAAAACUAUUACACAAUCGUCACGGACGGCCCGCUGGAUCGCGAGAAAGCGGAGUCGUACACGCUCACGGUGGUCGCGAAAGAUAAGGGGGUGCCCUCUCUCUCCACUACCAAGUCCAUCAAAGUUCACGUUUCGGACGAAAAUGACAAUGCACCUAGGUUCAUGCAGUCGGCUUACGACGUGUACGUGACGGAGAAUAAUGUCCCGGGCGCGUACAUUUACGCGGUAAGCGCCGUGGACCCCGAUGUUGGACAGAACGCAUAUGUCACUUACUCCAUAUUGGAGUGCGAAAUACAGGGUAUGUCCAUUUUAACCUACGUGUCCAUCAACUCCGAGAACGGCUACCUGUACGCGUUGCGCUCUUUUGAUUACGAGCAAAUUAAAGAGUUCAGUUUCAUGGUGCACGCCAAGGACUCGGGAUCACCCGAGUUAACGGCCAACGCCACUGUUAAUGUCAUCAUAGUGGACCAGAACGACAAUGCGCCGUCUGUAAUAGCGCCUCUGGGCAAAAACGGUACAGCGAGGGAACAUUUACCCCGGUCAGCCGAACCGGGAUACCUGGUGACCCGUAUCGUUGCCACAGAUGGGGACGACGGGGAAAACGCGCGCCUGUCCUACAGCAUCAUUCGCGGAAACGAGCUUGGGAUGUUUCGGAUGGACUGGAGAACCGGCGAGCUGCGCACCGCGCGUCGGGUGUCCAGCAAACGAGACCCGCCGCACCCGUACGACCUGUUGAUCGAAGUGCGCGACCACGGCCAGCCACCCCUCUCGUCCUCGGCGAGCAUUAACGUGCUGCUCGUGGACAGUGUAGUGGAGGGCCGGAGCGGCGACCGGGGGUCCGUAAAGUCUAAAGAGGGCUCGCUGGACCUGACGCUGAUCCUCAUCAUCGCGCUCGGCUCCGUGUCCUUCAUCUUCCUACUCGCCAUGAUCGUGCUGGCCGUGCGCUGUCAAAAAGACAAGAAACUAAACAUCUACACGUGCAUGGCUGGAGAAUCGUGCUGCCAAUGUUGCAGUCGUCAAGCGCGAGGGCGCAAGAAGAAACUCAGCAAGUCAGACAUCAUGCUCGUGCAAAGCACCAACGUGGCCGGCACCGCGCAGGUACCCGUGGAGGAGUCGGGGAGCUUCGGCUCCCACCACCAAAACCAGAAUUACUGCUACCAGGUGUGCCUGACACCGGAGUCCGCCAAAACUGAUCUGAUGUUCCUCAAACCCUGCAGCCCGUCCCGAAGUACAGACACGGAGCACAAUCCGUGCGGGGCCAUCGUUACCGGAUACGCGGACCAGCAACCAGACAUAAUCUCCAACGGAAGCAUUCUAUCAAGCGAGACCAAACACCAGAGAACUGAGCUCAGCUACCUGGUGGAUAGACCUCGACGAGUCAACAGUUCAGCAUUUCAAGAGGCAGAUAUAGUCAGUUCUAAAGACAGUGGACACGGAGACAGCGAACAGGGUGACAGUGAUCACGAUGCCACCAACCGGGGCCACACAGCAGGUGCUGAUCUUUUCUCCAACUGCACGGAGGAGUGCAAGGCUCUGGGUCAUUCUGACCGUUGCUGGAUGCCCUCCUUCAUGCCCAGCGACAGUCGUCAGGGUGCCGAUUACCGUAGCAACCUGCACGUCCCGGGGAUGGAUGCGGUCCCGGACACUGAGGUACAGGAGAGCGUGGUUCCGGGCGAUGCGUGCAUCGGGCCUGAUGAUAGAUCAUUCUCUACGUUCGGCAAAGACAAGUCACACCACGGCACGCUCACACGUCACGAGCUACACACACUCUUACCAAGCGCGAGAGCGCCUUACAAACCCAACUACCUGUGUGAGUACUCGCUCAAAGUGUACGAUUUCUGAAAGCCCCUGAUCUGAUUCACCGAUUCACAGACAUCUGUUCUGAAUCUAACCCAUGGCUCUGUGCAUAUACCUAUUUAUAAAUAAUGUAAUCCCAUUCCUCAAAACACCAUUUUUUUACAUUUUCUCUCGCUCUCCAAUUUGUCUUCCCCUUUCCUUCAAAAACAUAAUUAUGUAUAAUAUAUGGACAUAUCAAUAAAGUACUUUUUUGAAAUUGUGCAGUUGUGUCCAACAUUUUGUCCUCCCAAUACCCUCUAAAUUCUCCCACCCCAAACAUCCAAUGACAUUGGUUACACUAUUCUCCAUUAUAAGUUUGCUUUAUCGGCUCAUAAAUACUUUAUUAAUGAGUCAUACUACCCUACAUACUACAAUACACACUGUGUGCUGUGACUUUUCCUUUAGCUGAGAACAAUCAAUAUCAUAACCACAUAAGCAUGGUAUGCAAUACAUCGCUCUCCAUUGCUUUACUUACUUAACGUCUAUAUGAUGUGUUACGAAGGUAUGCUAUUUGCAUUAUAAUGCAUGCAUGACCAAUUAUAUGCAAUGCAUUAUGCUCUAAGUAUUUUAAUUUAUUACAAUAACCAUGCAAUAAUUACUAGUAAGAUACCAUAUAAUUGACUAGUACAAUGUCUACUAUUAAGCACAACAAAUACCUUCAGAAUGCAGCAUGUAUGAGGUACUUAAGUAAAGCAUAACCUUAACCACAUCACAUGGUUGUAAUCAUGGAUCUCAUAGCACAUCUUCAGCUGUAUGCAUUAUGGAGCAUGUUUAUGUUCUAAUACACAGCAUGUCAUAUGGAAUGGCUACAUGCAUUAUGGAUUAAAGCUUCAAAGCACAUUUAUCCCACUGUCAUAUGCAUUUUUCAGCAUGCAUAUACAUAGGUGAUAAAAUCUUUCAGUGUUUGGCUAUGUGUCUGUCAUCAUGUACGGUAUCCAUGUGGGUUGUAAUUGCCAUAUGUCACCGUUAUACUGUAAGUGCACUUGUGACAGCAGUCAAAGCGGUCCGCCUUCUUGUCUGAGAUUAUAGCAUGCAAACUGUAGCGGAGUACGCUCACUGCAGCCAGAGACAUUCAGCACUUUUGACUUUUGACUGUGUUCAUUUUUUAAAUAACGGAUAUUGUAUGUAGCACUUCACUAAAGCAUGGGGAUGUGUACUGUACUAUGUGUACUAAAUGUGCAUGUAUUUUUUUUUUGAGACAUGUGAAUAUAACAGACCUUAUAUCCACAAGCCCCACCUUCACAAAUAUUUGCAUAAUUGUUUUUUAAUUAAAAUUUGGGUUAAACACUCUCACAAGCAAAUGUUACUCUUGCUAAAAUGAAUGUGUUUUCUGUAAGCCUGUGCACUUUAAAAACAGCAGGUUGUUUUCUUUUAAUACACGGUUGGGUCAAAAAUUACAAACCCAGCUAGAACAAGUUCAAUAUUUGACACAACCAUGUGUUUAAACAACACAGCAUUUUUAGCGUGGUUAUUGUUUCAGAGAUCUUCAUCAAUUUUAAAUCUCUUUGGAUGUCUUGUUUGUAUUGCUUUUAUGACAAUUUUAUAUAGAUAAGUUUUAUACAUUUACCCAUAACAACAUCGAUCAGAACAAAGCACACACUGUAAAAAAAAUGCAGCACAAAGUUAAAACAACUUGAUUUUGCAAGUCAAUUCAACCUACUAUUUUAAGUUUUGACAUAACUUCAAGUUGAAAUUAACAUUUUUGAGUUAAAGUAACAUAAAAAUUUGUGUUGAUUUGACAAAAAUACUGUGAUUUUUUUACAGUGAGCUAAAACAAAGUAAUACAAGAGUCCUCAAUAGUGUACUUAACUAAAUAAGUGUGUUACACUUAAUUGCUGUGCGCUCUGAAAGCACUGUCCAAUCACAAUACAGACAAUCUCAGAAAAAAAUUAUAAUUUUGGUACAGAUAUGUACCUUUGAGGAACAGUACCAUUAUGUACCUCGAAAGUACCAAUGUGUACUUUUGAGAAGCCAAUAUGAACCUAAAACACAAAAUUGUAGUUUUUGAAAAGGUACAGCCCCAGCGACAACUUUUGUACCUUUUUUUUCUGACAGUGUGGAGGAACACACAAAAAUUUGUUGUUCAAGUAAAAAAAAAAAGUUACAUGGUUGCGUAAAAUUUUACAGAGCCCCUAAGGUGACAUUGGAGUA